AUGCUCCUUGCACCUGAUAUUGUAGAGGUGUUUUCUGGCAGGACCAAUACCCCUGCUGUGCCAUCAAUUGUACCUCUGCCUACUCCUGUGGCUUCCCCUCCCUCUAUUGUUGACACCCCUAUCAAAUUAGGUAGUUCCACGAUAAUGAAAGAUAAAGUUGUUGGCCCAAUGCCAGUUGAGGAAUUCCUGCCAUCUUCACAGAUACCAAAUUAUGAUGCUUUGAGCUUCACUUUGGCCUUCAUGCCUCACAUGUUCAGUGAUAUGCUCUCUGCUGUUGUUGAGGAGAAUGCUUAUAGACCAUUCAUGAGUAUCCCUGCAUAUGUGACAUUGAGAUUCUUGACAGUCCAAAUAUAG
This is a messenger RNA of Suillus subaureus, 354 nucleotides long. RefSeq lists its product as uncharacterized. Lineage: Eukaryota; Fungi; Basidiomycota; Agaricomycetes; Boletales; Suillaceae. The transcript has 2 exons. The coding region runs from base 1 to 354 and encodes 117 amino acids. The record is from RefSeq and is a predicted model, not a curated record.